This is a messenger RNA of Phycomyces blakesleeanus NRRL 1555(-), 255 nucleotides long. RefSeq lists its product as hypothetical. Gene Ontology annotation, molecular function: structural constituent of ribosome; RNA binding. Gene Ontology annotation, biological process: ribosomal small subunit assembly; translation. Gene Ontology annotation, cellular component: cytosolic small ribosomal subunit; ribosome. The transcript has 4 exons. The coding region runs from base 1 to 255 and encodes 84 amino acids. NCBI's taxonomy places the organism in Eukaryota, Fungi, Mucoromycota, Mucoromycetes, Mucorales, Phycomycetaceae. The record is from RefSeq and is a predicted model, not a curated record.
AUGACUUUGGCUGUUGAUCUUUUGAACCCUUCUGUUGAGCACGAGAAGCGUGCCCACAAGCUUAAGCGUUUGGUUCAAUCGCCAAACUCCUACUUCAUGGAUGUCAAGUGCCCUGGAUGUCUUAACAUCAGCACUGUGUUCUCCCACGCCCAGACUGUUGUCCUUUGCUCCUCAUGCGGAACUGUCUUGUGCCAGCCUACUGGUGGUAAAGCCCGCUUGACCGAAGGUUCUUCUUUCCGCAGAAAGGCCAAUUAA